AUGUCGAAACUGCAGCGCAUCCAGCAGAACCCGAACAGCGUCGGAGCCGAGCUUCAGGAUCCCCGCUUCCUUCAGGUGAUGAGUGUGUUGCUAGGCAUCGAUAUGAGCUUCGGUGCUCCCCCUGAGGCCGCCGGUGCCGCCGGUGGUGCCUCCGCGGCCCCGGAGGCUGAGGACGAGGAAAUGCCCGAUAUCCGCCCUCCCCCUUCGCAACCCAAGAAGGCGCCCGAGCCUGCCCCCGAGCCCGAGCCCGAGGAUGAGGAAACCCUCGCCAAGAAGAAGGCGCAGGAGGCCGGAGAUGCCGAGAAGAAGAUUGGAAACGACUUCUACAAGAAGAAGCAGUUCGACGAGGCCAUCGAGCACUACAACAAGGCCUGGGAGCUGCACAAGGAUGUCACCUAUCUGAACAACCUUGGAGCCGCCAAGUUCGAGAAGGGUGAUCUGCAGGGCACCAUCGAGACCUGCCAGAAGGCCGUGGAAGAGGGCCGCGAGCUCCGGGCCGACUUCAAGGUCAUUGCCAAGUCGUUCGCCCGUAUCGGUACCGCGUACGACAAGAUGGGCGACCUCGCCCAGGCCAUUGAGUACUACAACAAGUCUCUCACCGAACACCGCACCCCCGACGCGCUCGCCAAGCUCCGCGCCGCCGAGAAGGCCAAGGCCACGGCUGAGAAGGAAUCCUACAUCGACCCCGCUGAAGCCGAAAAGGCUCGCGAGCUUGGUCAGAAGAAGUUCCAGGAGGGCGACUGGCCCGGUGCCGUCGAGGCAUUCACCGAGAUGACCAAGCGCGCCCCUCAGGAUCCCCGCGGUUUCUCCAACCGCGCCGCUGCCCUCGUCAAGCUCAUGGCUUUCCCCGGGGCCGUUCAGGACUGCGACGAGGCGAUCAGCCGCGACCCCAAGUUCAUCCGUGCGUACAUGCGCAAGGCGUCGGCCCUCAUGGCCAUGAAGGAGUACAACAAGGCUCUUGAUGUCUGCACCGAAGCCUCGGAGCACGACGACGGAUCGUUUGCUCGUGAGAUCGAGCAGCAGCAGCAGAAGUGCCUGGACUCUCAGUUCAGCGCUCGCGCGGGCGAGACGGAACAGCAGACCAUGGAGCGAAUCCAGAAUGACCCUGAUAUCAUGGCUAUCCUCCAAGACCCCGUCAUGCAGAGCAUCCUGCAACAGGCCAAGACCGACCCGGCCGCUCUGCAGGAGCACAUGAAGAACGCCCAGGUGCGGAUGAAGAUCCAGAAACUGAUGGCGGCCGGUGUCAUCCGUAUGGGACGGUAA
Molecule: messenger RNA, 1263 nt
Organism: Aspergillus melleus
Lineage: Eukaryota; Fungi; Ascomycota; Eurotiomycetes; Eurotiales; Aspergillaceae
Gene: sti1
Product: Hsp90 cochaperone STI1
Exons: 2
Coding region: 1-1263 (420 amino acids)
Molecular function (GO): Hsp90 protein binding
Source: RefSeq, a predicted model, not a curated record